Messenger RNA from Fusarium subglutinans, 1545 nucleotides. RefSeq lists its product as uncharacterized. Gene Ontology annotation, molecular function: metal ion binding. The coding region runs from base 1 to 1545 and encodes 514 amino acids. The record is from RefSeq and is a predicted model, not a curated record. The transcript has a single exon. Lineage: Eukaryota; Fungi; Ascomycota; Sordariomycetes; Hypocreales; Nectriaceae.
AUGCUUCCUGAUGCGACAAUUGACAGUGCAGCUGACAUGCUUGCCCAGUUCCGAAAUAGCAACGCCCUCAACGACAUUCUCGACCAGUACGCUGUUCUGAUCGAAGACUAUAAGCGUCUUAAAAGCGAUUAUGAAGAGGAGCGUGAGGGCAGAGAGCGCUACAAGCAGCUCGCAAGAGGUCAAGAGCGUAAUCCCUUUGCUCUCGUAGUCGUCGACGGAGAUGGUUACAUCUUUGACGAACGCUUCGUCAAAGACGGUGAAGAAGGCGGGAGCAGAGCCGCCAAACAACUCAACGACACUAUCAAAGAUAGUCUACGCCGCAAAGGUCUCGAAUCCUGCGAGGUCAUGGUCCGCGUCUACGCCAACCUCACAGGCCUAUCAAAAGCCCUCUGCAAAAACGGUCUCGCCGGUGCAGAGAAGCGCUCCUUCUCCUCCUUCACAGCUGGGUUCAACCGCUCUUACGGCCUUGCUGAUUUUAUCGACGCGGGCGAAUUAAAAGAAAACGCCGACUUUAAAGUCAAAGCCAUUCUGCGCCUCUACGCCGACAACGCCCAGUGCAAGCAUAUUUACUUCGCGGCCUGCCAUGAUGUGGGCUACGUAUCCGACCUUAUCCCCUUUAGGGGCAACCGUGAAAGAUUCACGCUUAUUCGAACGCCGAGUGUGUUGUUUCAUAAGGAGUUUGACAGACUUGGUAUGAAUGUCGAAGAACUCCCUGGUGUAUUCCGCCAUGUGCCACUCACAUACGCGUAUUCUACUUCGCAAACAAAGGCGGCUCUUGCGUCGUCUACCAAUAUCAGCAAAGCCGUCAGCGUAACAUACACAAAUUCUACGAUCAAAGGAAACUCGAAUGAUGGGAACUCGGUCUGCAGCUUUUAUGCGCAGGGAAAUUGCCGAUAUGGCAGCGGAUGCAAGUUCUCUCACAUCGACAGUAAAACAUCCAGUCAAAAUAGUACACCAUCACCAUCCACAAUUGGUACAAGCACAAAGAACUUGACAGGCGAUUGGCGACGAGGCUCCAGCUUCACCAAGAGUAAUAUUGAGUCCCUACCUCGAAAGGAUGAUAUCCCCGAUGGAUGUGUCGCCAUCAAUGCAGUCGAGGACCGUCUCGAUGCUUACUUGCCCCCGCCUGAUCCUGAUGCCGCAAGACGUCUCAAGAUGCUAUCGCAAGACAAGAGAUUCUGCAAUAACGCACAGCUGUAUAAUUCAUGCGAGAGCGACAACUGCGGGUAUGAGCAUGCGCCAAUUGAUAAAGACCUGCUUCCAGCGCUCGAACAUCUCUCACGUUCUGUACCUUGUACGCGUGGGGGAGCUUGCCGAAGAACAAACUGUGUUUAUGGCCAUGUAUGCCAGCGGGCUGACUGCCGUAACCGAGCCGGUGGGAAAAGCUAUUGUCGUUUCCGCCCGCGAGUUUGCACCGCAGAUUACUCUCCCUUCGACUACGUUCCGGCAGUUGACCAGGCUAUGACGUCCCCAUCCCUGCGCUCUGAAGAUGUAGAUGGGCGCAACGCCGAGAAUGGGGGGACGAACCUGUGGGGAGAUCAGUAA